UUCUAAAGAAGCCAAUCAGCUCUCCGCGGAUACCUGUUAGGAAGUUCUCAGACCAGCCAAACUCAGAUCCGCCACAGACGGGGAGGAUGCAGGUCACGGAGCCUCGAACCCUCCUGCUGGUGCUCUCGGGGUCCCUGGCCCUGACCGAGACCUGGGCAGGCCACCUUCACCACGGACCCAGGGACCCGCGUCUGGAGAAGGGUCAGACCCGGCCUCAGCCCCUCCCUGUUAUAGGAUCCCACUCGCUAAGAUACCUCCAUAUUUUGGUAUCCCGGCCCGGCCACGGUAGUGACCUUUACAGCUCUGUCGGUUUCUUGGACGACACGCAGUUCGUACGGUUCAGCAGCGAUGCCGCGAAUCCAAGGGUGGAGCCUCGGGCGCAGUGGAUGGAGCAGGAGGGGCGGGAAUAUUGGGAUCGUCAGACUGAUAUAGCCAAAGAACAUUCGAAGGCUUCAAGAUCGAACCUGCGGGUGAUCAUUGGCAACCACAACCAUAGCCAGUCGGAGUCGCACAGCUUUCUUUGGGUGUCCGGCUGCGACGUGGGAUCCGACGGGCGCAUCCUUCGAGGGUACGAGCAGUUCUCCUACGAUGGCGACGAUUACAUCGUUCUGAAUGAAGACCUGCGCUCCUGGACCGCGAUCAGUACAGUGGCUCAGAUCAUCCGGCGCAAGUGGGAGGCGGAGGGAGUAGCUGAACAGUAUCGGGCAUACUUGGAGAUCGAGUGUGUGGAGUGGCUCCGCAAGUACCUCGAGAAGGGGAAGGACGUGCUGCAGCGCGCAGUUCCUCCAAAGACUCAUGUGACCCGCCACCCCUUCUAUGACAAUAAAGUCACUCUAAGAUGCUGGGCCCUGGGCUUCUACCCUAAGGAGAUCUCCCUGACCUGGCAGCGUGACGGGGAGGACCAGACCCAGGACAUGGAGCUCGUGGAGACCAGGCCUUCAGGGGAUGGGACCUUCCAGAAGUGGGCGGCCCUGGUGGUGCCUUCUGGAGAGGAGCAGAGCUACACCUGCCAGGUGCAGCACGAGGGCCUGCAGGAGCCCCUCACCCUGAGAUGGAAGCCACCUCCUCUGUCCCUCAACCUCAUCAUGAUUUGCAUUGCUGUGAGUGUGCUUGUGGUCACUGUGCUUGGAACUGUGAUCUGGAGAAAGAGGAACUCAGGUGGAAAUAGAGGGAACUAUGUUCAGGCUGCAAGUAAGUAUGGAGGCAUAUAGGGGCGAGGGCGAGACCCUUGAGAGAGUGAGUGUUGAUGGAGCCCACUAGGGGGGCUCACCUAGCCCAUAGUAUUUCCUUUAGCCUCACUUCCUAUGGGCCCUUACACAGUUCUUUACUAUUCUACUCCAGGCAGACAGGAUCCAGGGCUCUAACAUAUCUCUCAUGGCUUCUUUUUUUGUUGUUGUCUUUAUAUUUUUUCUCAUGGCUUCCAAAAGUGAGGCUCUGGAGGCCCUGAAGAGAGAGAAGGGUUGGGUUAUGGGGACUCUCUGGA
Molecule: messenger RNA, 1483 nt
Organism: Phacochoerus africanus (Common warthog)
Lineage: Eukaryota; Metazoa; Chordata; Mammalia; Artiodactyla; Suidae
Product: class I histocompatibility antigen, Gogo-C*0203 alpha chain
Exons: 6
Coding region: 87-1211 (374 amino acids)
Biological process (GO): immune response; antigen processing and presentation of endogenous peptide antigen via MHC class I via ER pathway, TAP-independent; antigen processing and presentation of endogenous peptide antigen via MHC class Ib
Cellular component (GO): external side of plasma membrane
Molecular function (GO): peptide antigen binding; signaling receptor binding
Source: RefSeq, a predicted model, not a curated record